Messenger RNA from Candida dubliniensis CD36, 870 nucleotides. RefSeq lists its product as uncharacterized. Gene Ontology annotation, cellular component: cytosol. The record is from RefSeq and is a predicted model, not a curated record. Bases 1 to 870 code for a protein of 289 amino acids. Gene Ontology annotation, molecular function: aldose reductase (NADPH) activity. The transcript has a single exon. NCBI's taxonomy places the organism in Eukaryota, Fungi, Ascomycota, Pichiomycetes, Serinales, Debaryomycetaceae.
AUGUCCAAUCAAUUAAAGUCUAACAACGACCGUAUUACUUUGAAUAAUGGCAACAAAAUCCCAGUUAUUGGAUUAGGCACUUGGGAAUCUAAUAAAGAUGCCUUUUUGACAGCACUCAAACUUGGAUACAGACACAUUGAUACAGCAACAAUAUACAAAAAUGAAGAACAAGUUGGCCAAGCAAUUAAAGAAUCUGGCAUACCAAGAGAAGAAUUGUUUAUUACCACAAAAGUAUGGAAUAAUGACCACAAAAAUGUUCAACAAGCUUUAGAAACGUCGUUGAAGAAAUUGGGUCUUGAUUAUGUUGAUUUAUAUUUAGUUCAUUGGCCAGUAUCUAUUGAUAAAUCAACUAACCAGCCAUACCCAGAUUAUGACUACGUUGAUACUUAUAAAGAGUUGCAAAAAAUUUAUAAAACAACUACCAAAAUCAAAUCAAUUGGAGUCUCCAACUUUACCAAGAGUCAAUUAGAAAAAUUGUUAUCAGCUGAUGGGGUAGAUGUCGUGCCAGCAGUCAACCAAGUUGAAGCACAUCCAUUAUUACCUCAACCAGAAUUGUAUGAUUAUUUAAAAGAGAAGGGAAUCGUAUUGGAAGCGUACUCUCCAUUGGGUACAAGCAACUCACCAUUGAUUAAAAAUAAAACCAUAGUUGAAAUUGCUGAAAAGAAUGGAGUUGAUCCUGCUCAAGUUUUGAUUUCGUGGGCUAUUCAAAGAAAAACCGUGGUUUUGCCAAAAUCUGUCACAGAAUCAAGACUCGUGUCAAAUUUGAAAACAUUUGAAUUAUCAGCAGAAGAUUUUAAUACCUUGAAUAAGUUGUCUGAAGAAGAAGGUACCACUCGAAUCAUCAACCCUUUCAAGAAUUUCCAAGAUUAA